AUGUAAUUUUAAGAAUUAGAAAAAAAGUAUGAAGAACUUGAAGGAUAAUGGAAAUAAAGUUGUUUGAAAGUUCAAUAAUUAGAGAGUUUAAAUUUAUAAUUAGCUUAAUAAUUAAAUGAAUCAAUUAAGGAGAUUACUUCUUUAAAAUAAAGAGAUUAACAUCAAUCUGAAGAGAUUCAAUAAUUAAAUGAAAUGGUGACUGAUUAGAUAAAGUAAAAGAAAUAAAAUGAAAAAAAAUAUGAUGAAUUGGAAAAGAAAUAUGCAAAACUUAAAGAGGAAUAUAAGAAAUUAGCAUAAAAAUUAGAAAAUAGAGAUAUAUAAAUAUAAUAAUAAGAAAAAGAAUACAAAUAAAUAACAGAAACUGCUUAAAGAGAUACUUAAGCUUUAAUCAGUACCUAUGAGUAAAAAAUUACAAUUUUGGAAUAAACUCAAAUUCCCAAAUAAUAGUAAUCUAAAAAAUCAAUUAUUGAUUAUUUAAAGUUAUUCUUGAUCUCAUAAGUUGCACAUCCAAUUUUCUAUAUUAUGUAUAGCAAAAAAUAAUGA
Molecule: messenger RNA, 543 nt
Organism: Paramecium sonneborni
Lineage: Eukaryota; Ciliophora; Oligohymenophorea; Peniculida; Parameciidae
Source: the annotation of a GenBank genome assembly